Molecule: messenger RNA, 1008 nt
Organism: Colletotrichum destructivum
Lineage: Eukaryota; Fungi; Ascomycota; Sordariomycetes; Glomerellales; Glomerellaceae
Product: Putative alpha/beta hydrolase-3
Exons: 2
Coding region: 1-1008 (335 amino acids)
Molecular function (GO): hydrolase activity
Source: RefSeq, a predicted model, not a curated record
AUGCCUGAGCCACCGUAUGACCUGCAUCCGUCGGUGAUUGGCCGCAUCAACCCGGAAUACAGAGAUUUCUACAACAAAUAUGUCUUUGACAAGCAAGUUGUUCAUCAUCAGCCCAUCGCUGUGUCCCGCGCCAGCGGCACCCUGAUUCCAGGUGCUGGUCCUAAGCUAGAGGUCUCGAGUUCCGAGGACAUCACCAUCCAGAGGAGACAGACGAGUGGGCCAGAUAUCCUGAUCCGUGCCUUUACGCCUUUGGGCCAGCGACCUGACAGAGGAUGGCCAGUGAGCUUUUGGUUUCACGGCGGCGGGUGGGUGUUGGGAAACAUUGACACGGAGAACGUGAUUGCAACGCACUUGUGCAAUCGAUCGAAGUGCGUUGUCAUCUGUGUAGAUUAUCGACUAGCACCAGAGAACCCCUUUCCUGCCGCUGUCGACGACUGCUGGGAGUCGCUCCUCUGGGUCAUCUCGACCGGUGUUGACAAACUCAACCUCGAUGCCUCCCGCAUCGCUCUUGGAGGCUCCUCAGCUGGCGGAAAUCUCGCAGCCGUCAUGUGUCAGCGAGCGACCAAGUGUCCAGACAUACCGCCCAUCGCGGUCCAGCUGCUCUCGGUGCCCGUUGCAGACAACACUGCAGCGGUCGACUCACAGAAGCCGGAGCAUGCGUCAUGGAAAGAAAACGAGUUCACGCCUGCCCUACCCGCGGAGAAGAUGAUGUGGUACCGUGGCCAUUACCUGCCCGACCAAGAGGUCUGGAAGCAUCCCGAGGCGAGCCCCUUGCUCUGGGAGGGCGAGUGGUCGAAACUUCCUCCCGCGGUGAUUGUUGUGGGUGAGCUAGAUGUUUUACGCAGUGAGGGUGAAGCUAUUGGGAAGAAGCUUGAAGAUUUUGGGGUUCGGGUUGACUUGCAUGUCAUGAAGGGACAACCGCAUCCGUUUAUUGCAAUGGACGAGGCCCUUGAGGAUGGGAAAAGGGCCAUUACGUUGUUUUGCGACAAGCUGCUGGAACUGCUUUAG